GUGAUUCGGACAUCAGUCCAAACUCCCCUCAUACCUGCGCACAUAGCCUCCCCGAGCAGGAAAGUCGCACUGCAGCAAGCUGAGUGGAGCAGACGGAAAAUACUUUUAACAGCAGAGAAUCCAUCCUGUAUAAGCUGAAAUGUUGCUGAGAAGAAACCGACAUGUCCAAAUACUCCCAUUUCUCAUUGCAGUCUGCCGCAUCACUCUGGCCUUCCCCACACAGACUCCAUCGGCCAGUGAUGAUGUCCAGCAGCUCCAGGUGAACAUCCCAGACUCAGGUCCCAUUUCCGCCCCACUGGGCAGCUCCAUCUCCAUCCCCUGCUUGGUGUCACUGUCCUCCUCCUCCGCUGUUGCACCGCGGGUUAAGUGGACUAUGGUGUCUGGUGGGGUGGAGACACAGAUCUUGGUGGCGCGGGGUCAAAGGGUGAAGGUAAACGAGGCGUACCGAGAUCGCGCUGCGUGGCUGAACUACACCUCCUCCCCCGAUGAUCUGUCGCUGUGGUUGGGAGAUUUACGCUCCAGUGACUCAGGUUUUUAUCGCUGCGAGGUGCAGCAGGGCCUGGAGGAUGCCAGCGACCUUGUGCAACUCAAAGUCAAAGGUGUCGUAUUCCACUACAGAGAUGCUUUGGGCCGCUAUGCUUUUUCUUUCCAUCAGGCCCAGAGAGCUUGUGAGGCCAUUGGAGCUCAAGUCGCGAAUCCUGACCAGCUGCUGGCUGCUUAUUAUGACGGCUAUGAGCAGUGUGAUGCAGGCUGGCUGGCAGACCAGUCUGUCAGGUACCCGAUUCAAGUACCCCGUGAAGGUUGUUAUGGAGACAUGGAUGGCCAACCAGGCGUGAGAAACUAUGGGACACUGAAUCCAGAUCAUCUUUUUGAUGUUUACUGUUAUUUGGAGGAAACUGAUGGGGAGGUUUUUCAUGACUCCAUCCCACAGCAGUUGUCAUUUGAUGAGGCGCAGUUGUACUGCAGAGCGGCAGCAGCAGAGCUGGCUUCAACAGCGCAGCUGUACUUGGCCUGGAGUGAAGGUCUGGACCGCUGCAGCCCUGGCUGGCUGGCUGAUGGCAGUGUGCGUUACCCUAUCAUAACCCCCAGAGAGCGCUGCGGAGGACCUCAGCCAGGCGUCAAAACCCUCUACCGCUUCAACAACCAAACUGGCUUCCCCGAGCCAUCCAGCCUCCAUGACGUAUAUUGUUUCAGAGAUCAUUUGAAUCCUCGCACUGACUCUCCCGCGGGCUACAUGGCCACUCAGCCUGAGGACAUUGGACAAGAUGUGGUUAUCCUUCUGGAAAAAGAUCAUGAGCUUCAACUGGACAAACAGGCAGAACAGGUGGAGCUCAAAGCCCAAACUGUGGUUGAAUCAUUCCCCUUUUUCUCCACCUCUUUCACAGAGGAAAAUCUGGUUGACACACAUCAAACAGUUAUAUCAGACACAACACAGUCUCCUCUCAACACCAAACCUACAUUGGACCUCCUCGCGGCAAUGAAUGAAACUUUAUCUCCUACAGAAAUGAGCUCACAGUAUCCUACGGCACUGAUAAAUAACACAUUCAGCGCGACAGAAACCUAUAGUUCCCCACAAAACACGUCCUUCCUGCCUGAUAUUUACAACGACACCGAUUCCCACCACAAUUUAAACAGAACCUUUCAUAAAUCUGAGCCUGAAACCACUAUAGGGUUUCUUGAAUCAUCAUAUGAACCUCCCACUUAUAAUCAGACAGUUCAAGACACAACUCCCAAAGACAACACUUCUGAGAGGCCAGAGGACUCCUACGAAAUACAAGACACCAGUUUGGAUUUUAACAGAUCGCAAGACAAUUACAGCGAGUCAGAAAGGAAUCAUACCCGAGGAGAGAGUUCCUGGGAGCUGACCUCUGUGACACUUGACCCCUUGGUUCAGGUGAAGCUGGACAAGGCGGCAGUAGAAGAUCUUGUCUCAACCCAGGCCUCAAAAGAAGAAGGAAAACUUGUUAUACAUCAAGCUCACACUAUGAAAACUUCCAUGAAGGAGUUAACCUCGUUGGACUACCUGGAAGGGUCUGGAGAUAUUUCUCAAGAGAGACACAAGGACGUCGAAGCAGGAAGCUUCUUCCCCACAUCAGAGUCUUUCACUUCCAGCUUCACCACUCAUCCGUCCUCUUCUGCUUCGACUAGCAGUGCUCCUGCCGAGCCUCAGACUGCACUCACUGAACCAACCCUCUCAUUUGGGUCACGUCAUUCUGACAAACUUGGCUUUGACAUCCUCUCCACAGCACCACAGUUGUGGGAGUCCUCAAUUUCUAGACAAGAGGGAAGUACAAGCUUAGAAAUUGAAGACACUGUGACUCUGGAAAGUGAAGAAAAACAGCUGCACCCAACAACAUCUGAAUACCACCUUGUUUCUGGAGUAAGUUUAGCAAUCACUGAAUCUCCAGAGGGGUCAAACAGUUCUAAGUUGCCUACUGAUUACUCCACUGCACAGCAUGAAACAUCAGGUUACAGAGUGUAUUCAGGUACUACAACAAAUGAGUAUGAAGAGGCAAGUGGAGAUGAACUUCCUACAAUUACUGCAGCAUUGGAAGAAACAGUUAAAGUUGCUCCAACUGUCGAAAAAAAUGUUAGCCAAUUGAUUGAAGAAGAAAAUAAGGUUAACCUAACCCUUGGGGAGGUAGUUAAAGUUGCCACAGCCUUUGAAGAAGAAAUACAAGUUUUCCCAACUCUUGAAGAGAAGGUUAUUGACCCAACCCUUGCCCUUCAAACAGAAGCUAACCUCGCCACAACUCUUGAAGAAGGUAGUGCUGAACCAUACCUUGAAAAAGAAGCUAAUGUUGCCCCAGUUCUUGAAAAAGAGUUUAACAUCACUUUAACCCUUGUUGAACAAGCCAGAAUUGCUUCAAGCCAUGAAGUAGAAGCUAGCAAUGACCCUACCCUUGAAGUAGAAGCUAGCAAUGGCCCAACCCUUGAAGUAGAAGCUAGCAAUGGCCCAACCCUUGAAGUAGAAGCUAGCAAUGGCCCAACCCUUGAAGUAGAAGCUAGCAAUGGCCCAACCCUUGAAGUAGAAGCUAGCAAUGGCCCAACCCUUGAAGUAGAAGCUAGCAAUGGCCCAACCCUUGAAGAAGAAUCUAGCAAUGGCCCAACCCUUGAAGUAGAAGCUAGCAAUGGCCCAACCCUUGAAGUAGAAGCUAGCAAUGGCCCAACCCUUGAAGUAGAAGCUAGCAAUCACCCAACGCUUGAAGAAGAAUCUAGCAAUGGCCCAACCCUUGAAGUAGAAGCUAGCAAUCGCCCAACCCUUGAAGAAGAAGCUAGCAAGGGCCCAACCCUUGAAGUAGAAACUAGCAAUCGCCCAACCCUUGAAGAAGAAGCUAGCAAUGGCCCAACCCUUGAAGUAGAAGCUAGCAAUGGCCCAACACUUGAAGAAGAAUCUAGCAAUGGCCCAACCCUUGAAGAAGAAUCUAACAUUGCCCCAACUUUUGCCCAGGACUUUAUCGUCUUUCCCAUCGAUUCACAAACAUCUGACUGGGCUCUGCUAACGACCACAAAAGGACCCCAAGAGUCUCUGAAUGAUCUGGAGUACAGCAGAAAAAACACCCCCAUAAUCUCCACAACAGCUCCAAGUUCCUCUUCAAGUACAAAACCCACCGCUAAUUCUACAAAGAUGACCAGCACCACCAUCAGGACCACCACACACUGGUCCAGACGCACCUGGAGCCCGACCACCUCAGCUCCAAAUCCUUUGCACGAGACGGCUGAACCCCAGAAGGAGACCGGCUUCAUACCGCCAGUGGGACAAGGUCGGGUGGAUGCUGAAUUUAGUCUCACCCAGCCACCCACCCUGCUUAUCUUGCCCAAUGAGAGGGCAGCUAUAGGCGGUGCAGGGAAAGCUUCAGAUGCCUGUGUGGAAGACCCUUGUCUUAACGGUGGCACCUGUACCGAUCGAGACGGGCAGAUUCAAUGUUUAUGUUUGCCAACAUAUGGAGGAGACUUCUGUCAGACCGACCUGGAGCAUUGUGAACCAGGUUGGGAUAAGUUUCAUGGUUUCUGCUACCGACACUUCGGCCAGCGUCUGAGCUGGGAGGUGGCGGAGCUGCACUGCCGCAUGCUGGGAGCUCAUCUGGUGUCCAUCAUGACUCCUGAGGAACAGAGCUACAUCAACAACAACUACAAAGAAUACCAGUGGACCGGUUUGAAUGAUAAGGCUAUGGAGGAUGAUUUCCACUGGUCCGAUGGUAACCCGCUGCUGUAUGAGAACUGGUACAAAGGUCAGCCGGACAGUUACUUCCUGUCUGGUGAAGACUGUGUAGUGAUGGUGUGGCACGAUGACGGACGCUGGAGUGAUGUUCCCUGCAACUAUCACCUUGCUUACACCUGCAAGAAAGGAACCUCCUCAUGUGGUCCACCACCCAAGGUCCGAAACGCAUCAAUCUUUGGAAAAGUGCGACAGAAAUAUGAGACCAACGCAGUUGUGCGUUUUCACUGUGCUGAGGGUUUCCAGCAGAGGCUAAAUCCUCUGAUCAGGUGUUUGUCUGGAGGGAGGUGGGAAAGGCCCCAGGUCCUGUGCAUUCCCGAGGCCGGCGGUCCAACCCAGCAUCCUGAAGUGACGUCAGAGAGCAGCAGCAACUCUGCCGCUAUUAAAGACUUUGAAGAAUUUGAAGCCACUAAAGAGACACCACAAUACUGGGACAUCAAGUUUUAAAAGUCAGCCAUGCUUUUUCUUCCUGGUCUCCUUGUCCUUCCUUCCUUCCUUCCUUCCUUCCUUCCUUCCUUCCUUCCUUCCUUCCUUCCUUCCUUCCUUCCUUCCUUCCUUCCUUCCUUCCUUCCUUCCUUCCUUCCUUCCUUCCUUCCUUUUCCUUCCUUCCUUCCUGGUUUCUCCAACUCUGCUGUUGUAACAUGAAAAGGUGCCAAGAAUCAAAUGCUCUUUACCAAUGAAUGCUUUAAAAAGGACAAAAUAAAAUGAUUAAAAAAAGCUACAAACUGAAAAGAAGCCUGAGUGCUAAGACAGGCUUUGUUUUCCUUGAAUGGAGUUAAACGUUCCUACUUUUUCAUGUCCUUUAAAAUAUUUCUACUGUAUUUUUGUUUAAUGUAGUGAUAAGCAGAGUGCGGAAGAAGGAAAGUAGAAAGAAGGAAAGAAGAAAUACAGUUAAUGUGGAACUCAUAAUUACUGUCAGCUCCAAAUCUACAUGACAGUAAUGAUAGUCCUCUUUGUGUUUUUUGUUAUAUCAAGAACCUUUUUUUAUAAAAUGGUGCUAAUGUCUUUAAAACCUUUGUCUCUCAAUCUUAACUAAAUAGUCGAAAGGAACUGUACAUAUAUUCGUUUUUUCACCUGUGAUUAUUGCUGUCCCCAAUCUGCUGAGAGAAACCUUUUUUUAU
Messenger RNA from Eleginops maclovinus (Patagonian blennie), 5340 nucleotides. Its product is annotated as brevican core protein-like. Gene Ontology annotation, biological process: glial cell differentiation; positive regulation of neuroblast proliferation; central nervous system development. Lineage: Eukaryota; Metazoa; Chordata; Actinopteri; Perciformes; Eleginopidae. Gene Ontology annotation, molecular function: hyaluronic acid binding. The coding region runs from base 140 to 4666 and encodes 1508 amino acids. The record is from RefSeq and is a predicted model, not a curated record. The transcript has 14 exons. Gene Ontology annotation, cellular component: perineuronal net; synapse.